AUGUGUUCUCUAAAUGUGGCUAUAUUCAUACUUUGCUUUAUUCACAUAUCCUAUGGUAGCCCUAUAGCCACUGCAGCGCCUUCGGUGGACGGGGUAGUUCGGCCUAUACUAGCUAUACGCACCGUCGGUCCAGCCGCAGCUCCACCAGAUCUUCAAAGAGACGUGGGAAAGCGACAAAUCUUAACCGGGACGACUACCGCCCACACAACAUUCACAUUUUACUCUUCAACCUUAAAAGGCGGCGAUUUUAUCAGGAUAGAAACCCGGACGGAGACAGCAACCGCCAAUAAUUCCGGUCCUACUCCGAGUUCAAAGUUCAAGUAUCAUUACUUAGAGCAGAUCAACGUUUCAGUCGAUAUCAACGACUCUAGGAUCCCAACAUGGAAGACAUACUCUUACUGCAAAGCUGAAACUAGCUAUUUCAUGUCCGGUCCGACUCUAAACUCUUUAUGGAUCAGCCCAGUCACAUGUUCUCUUAAAAUUGUGUAUCCAGAUCCUAAACUUGCCUCCCCAACCCGGUGCAAGAAUACGCAAGGAAUAAAAUACUACGAUAGCGCCAUUGGUGCGUCUGUUACACCCGUAUACGACUGCCUCCUCAAACAAAACGCAAUAAAAUUCACAAAAAACAGCAAAGCAAUCACCAGAUACCAAAAGGGAGAUUUUGCUAUUUCUAGGCACUAUGAUUCUAGAAACUACGCUUGGUUCGAAGCUUGCUACAAUGGACCAAAUGCUAACAAGAGAUCCAUUCCACCACAACUUCCUAAACGGGAUCUCUUCGAAGGAAACGGCAAUUGUCCGAUUUGGGAUUGUUUCCGAGAGAGUGCAUUCAACGCAGAUCCGACAUCAUUUUAUGCCGGGUGGCCUGAUUAUUUCGCAUGGUUUGGACUGUACAAUAGUUCCGCUGGGUGUUCUCUUAUCGCUGUUACCAGGGCAUGUUUGCUUCAUGAUUCGGUCGUUUUCGAUACUGUAUAG
This is a messenger RNA of Orbilia oligospora ATCC 24927, 972 nucleotides long. RefSeq lists its product as uncharacterized. Bases 1 to 972 code for a protein of 323 amino acids. The transcript has 2 exons. Lineage: Eukaryota; Fungi; Ascomycota; Orbiliomycetes; Orbiliales; Orbiliaceae. The record is from RefSeq and is a predicted model, not a curated record.